Messenger RNA from Cherax quadricarinatus, 2511 nucleotides. The record is from RefSeq and is a predicted model, not a curated record. Lineage: Eukaryota; Metazoa; Arthropoda; Malacostraca; Decapoda; Parastacidae.
CUUUUAUGGAGGUGAGGGAGGGGUCAAGAUAGUCUUCAUAUACCAGCUGCGAGGGGCUCACCAGUCUAGCAGUGUAUCAUUGACCCUCGCAGUGAAUACAUACCACCCUUAUACCCUGCUUGCAUCUCUCACAGGUACUACGAUGACGCGACCCCAGGUGAUGGUGAUGGUGAUAGUACAAGUGAUGGUGAUGGCGUCAGUCGACGCACAGUCAGGAACCCGUUGUAUUCAAAACAAGGGCCAGCAGGGGAUGUGCGGACCUAUCACAACCUGUCCCCCACUAUUGUCUCUCCUACGUCAGUUGCGUUCUAGAAAUCCACCUAAAAAUGGAAGCCAGACGUUGAUCAGCUCUUUUUGUGGCUAUGAAGGCAGUAUUCCACUGGUGUGUUGUCCUGUCAAUUCUUCAACAGCUAUCAGUCAAAUUACUGGCCGCUCACUACUACCUUCCCGCUGCGGCAUCUCUCUCCUCACGCAACAAAUCAUUGACGGAGAGGACGCCAGCCUCCUCGCCUGGCCAUGGAUGGUCCUACUACGUGGACGAACCCGGGGAGUGUUGACCUGGACGUGUGGGGGAGUGCUCAUCUCUGAACGAUAUGUGCUGACAGCUGCUCACUGCAACGAUACUACUACUACACUAGAGAGUGUGAGGGUAGGAGAGCACACACUCAACAUCAACCCAGACUGUGAGAAAGGUGUGUGUGCACCGGCCCCACAAGAUAUCCUCGUAGAGAGAAUAAUCUCACACCCAGACUACAAGAAGCCUUGUAACAAGUGUAAUGACAUUGCCCUCUUGAGACUCUCCCGGCCUGCUGUCCUCAACCCAAUCCAUGUAGUUCCAAUCUGCCUGCCUGUCGACCUGAAGCAACAGAUGGGUAUCACAGAGGAUGAGUUCUUGGACAAGCAUGCCUGGGCAGCUGGCUGGGGCUCCAUUUCUAGAGAUUCGUCAGUUUUCAUCAGACUGGACACCCUCCAGCAAGUGCAGCUGCCCAUCACCAACUCAGAGUCAUGCGAAAUUAUGAGGAGUAGCUAUCCCGAUCCUCGCAUGGUUCUCUGUGCUGGCGGAGAGGGCAAGGAUACCUGUUCCGGAGACUCAGGAGGACCUCUCACCCUCACUAACAAAGGGAACACCAAACAUUUUGUUGUAGGCAUCACCAGCCAUGGCCCUAGUGAGUGUGGUAUCACCAACACUCAAGGUAUAUACACCAAUGUUCACUACUACGUGCAAUGGAUUAUCGACAAUUUACAACCAUAGCUUUGAACCACCAAGAGUUUCCGCCAGAGUACAGCUCAAUAGACAUUCUCAAGCUGCCGUUGUUACUGGACCCAUAGUGAAAUACUUGACGAUAUUCUAGCAGCCCAAUGGAAAUAAGUCACUGACUUUUUUUUUUUUUUUGGGGGGGGGGGGGUUAUCCUAGGUUCUCUACACAUAUGCUGUUAUGUAUGAUAAUUCUAUGUAACUGUGUUUGUGUAUACCUGAAUAAACUUACUAGUGAAGUCUCCCAGCGCAGGCUUACGUAUUUCAUUAAAGUGUUUAAACAACAAUUCUCUGUGAUGGCGAACUAAACGAAAACUAACCAUGGGAUUCAGGGUUAGCAGGAGUACAUCUGGAUUUGUAUCUACAAUUUGUUUUAUCUUUCUGUCUUUAUGUACAGUUUGUCUUAUAUGUCGGAUAUCAUAUUUUCACUAAUUAGAUACCUUGACUUAUCACAUGUGUUAUUGUUCUGUAUGUAUAUCUAUAUUCCCAAUAAGUGAACAGUUAAUUAAGCACACUGUUCAAGAAAUUGGCCACCAGGCUGACCAUAUACUGUGUAUUUAGUUUAAUUAUCUGUCCGUGUGCCAAAUUGCCAAAGGUACCCGUAACCAAGCCUAAAUCUGGUUACUAAAUCAGUCUGUUUACAUUGCAAGUUGCUUCGGGUACCCGUAACCAAGCCUAAAUCUGGUUACUAAAUCAGUCUGUUUACAUUGCAAGUUGCUUCGUAAAUAUUCUUAUCUACAUUCAUGUUAUCAUGAACAUAGAUACAGAUACUGUGAUGGAAUAUGACAGGAAAAUAAUUGUGGGAUGGAGUAUGGUAGGGAAAAUUAUCAUAUAUGAUCACUGUGUGUGAUGGAGUAUGACAGGAAACAGAAAACAUCAUGUGAUGAAAUAUGACAGGAAAACCAUUCUGUACAACGGAGUAUUACAUGAAGCCCAACCCAUGUGAUUAAGUAUGACAAAAAAUAUAUCCUGUGUGAUUAAGUAUGACAGGAAAACCAUUUUGUGUGAUGAAGUAUGACAGGAAAAUCAUCCUGUGCAGUGACGUAAGACAGGAAAAUCAUCCAAUGAGAGAAAAAAAUAUUGUGUGAUGGAGUGUGCCAUGAAACUCAUUCUACAUGAUAGAGUAUAAGAAAACCUCUCUUGAAUGAUGAGUGUUAGGUAAACUUAAUUAUUUCUGGCCUUGAGUCUUAAAUGGUAUGUAGCUACGCAAUGUAGACUAUCAAUUGUUGUUAAUACAAAAUAAAAAUAAAAAAAUU